CGCUGGCUUAGCGCUGCACGCAGCAAGCAGCCCCAGUGUGUCUCGACGGGAAGUUCUGGCGAUCGAUUUCUUCUCUCCCUCUGCUCGUAUAUCGCUUGACGCGCCGCGCCCCUUCGACAACGCGUACGCACAUACCACGCCGCCAGUUGAGUGCGACCCCUACGCGACAACGCGCACUCCGUUCCGUCCGAUUGCCGCCGCGUUAUUAUGAGCUUCCAAAGCAGCUCAUCGGGAUCGCCCGGGGUGGCGGCAGCCGCGCAGCAGCAACCGUCGCCGUCCUUACAACGCAGAGGUCGUCGCCGGUUCCCGGACGGGAUGGACCAGUCAGCAGGGCCCGGAGGAAACGCCAGCCCAGCUGUCAAGAAGACCACGGUGCUUGUCAUCGGAGCAGGUCUCAGCGGGCUGUCGGCUGCCAAGCUGCUGUCCGAACGCGGCGUUGACGUCACUGUCCUCGAAGCACGACAGAGGGUCGGAGGCCGCCUCUUCACUGUCAAGAACGACUUGGUUGGCUGGGUCGACCUGGGCGGCUCGUAUGUGGGCCCCACGCAGGACCACAUCUUGCGACUCGCCAGCGAGCUGCAGGUGGACACGUACAAGAUAUUCGACGACCUCAAGAGCCUGCACUUCAGCGAGGGCAAGGCGUACCCGUAUGAAUCUACGUGGGCCCACUUCGGAAUCAGUGAUCCUCUGGCGUGGUUCGACAUCAACUACGUCAUGCGUAAGAUGGACAUCAUGAUGGAGCAGAUUCCCGCCGUGGAUCCGUGGAACUGUCCACACGCUGCAGAGUGGGACGCCAUGACGCUGCAGAACUUCUUCGAGAAGGAGUCGUGGACUAAGGGCUGCCGCGACUACCUGAGCGCCCUGGCGCAGGUAAAUCUGGCUAGCGAGCCGAGCCAGGUGUCUCUGCUGUGGGCGUUGUGGUACACCAAGUGUUGCGGAGGGAACCGCAGGAUGUGCUGCAUCUUCAAUGGCGCGCAGGAAAGGAAAUUCGAAAACGGCUCCAUGACAGUGUGCGAAAGGCUCCUGCAGCUGCUAGAAGGUAAAGUCGUUUUCGACGCCCAAGUAUGCGACCUUCAGCAGGACGAGAAUGGGGUCGUCGUAGGCGUCAUCGAUGGCAGGGAGUUCCAGGCUGACCACGUGAUCAUGGCCAUCCCGUUGCCCAUUCAGCUGAAAGUGCACUACGAACCGCCACUGCCGUCACUGCGCAACCAGCUCAUACAACGUACGCCGGUCGGCUCGGCGUACAAAAUGAACAUCUACUAUACCAAGCCCUUCUGGAGGCAAAUAGGUUACGGUGGAACGGUGUCCUGCUGCGACGACGAACUGGCUUUCACCAACAGCACGGACGACUGCAGGCCUGGAUUGUCGCUGGCGGCUCUUACGGUAUUCGCCAUUGGUGACAAGGCCUUGAGACUACAGGCAUUACCGAAGCACGUCAGGCCCAAAGUCAUAGCUGCAGAUUUGGCGAGAGCCUUCGAACACGAAGCGGCCUACAACCCUGUGCACUUCGAAGAGAAGAACUGGCUCGAGGAGCAGUACUCGGGCGGCUGUUACGUGUCCACGUUCCCGACAGGGGUCAUGAGUAAAUAUGGAAAGACCCUUCGGGAGCCGUUCGGCCGGGUGUACUUCGCGGGCACGGAGACGGCGACCGCGUGGCCUGGCUACAUGAACGGCGCUGUGCAGGCUGGAGAGAGGGCUGCCCGGGAGGUCCUUUAUGCCAUGAAAAUGAUACGGAAAGACCAGAUCUGGGUGGAAGAACCAGAAUUCAAGGAUGUGGAAGCGCGGCCGUUUGAGUUGUCCUUCCUGGAGCGGCACCCUCCUCACGUGCUGCUCGUCGCCGCCACGGGAGCCCUCGCCGCGUCCGGCGUCUCUUGUGUGGCGGCCUACUGCGUCUGGAAGGCAGUCACCGCCCUGCGGAGGCCAUAGGCCGACUUAGAGGGCAUUUAGCAGAGAAGCAUCUUCGAGACACAUCACAGACCAUGGGGCCUCAUCACCACCAGACCAGAUGGCGAAUUCACCCCCGAAUAACUUUGUUGCCUCCUCGGGGCCAGUCAGAUAUACGACAUUACCUAAGAAGCCGCUGGUGGUGCGCUCCACUUGGGGGCCACCGAGAAUCCCAUCUCGAUGGUGGCCGGUCCUGCACGCUUGGCGAGUGAGGCACUUUUGAAACAGUAUACAGAGUUAUCGCAGAUCGGGAACUUUGCACUGCUGUACCAUUCGCGGAAAAGGCUCGACAGCAACGCGCAAGCACACCACCGUGUAUCCCACUCUUCUGCGCGUGCGCAAUGGCACCACUUCAGUGACGCACUUGUAGGUAUGCAGCACGUGCUUAAAUGACGUUCUGUUAUAAUCAGUAAUAGUACAGUUGUAGCAGUAGAAGAAUGUGGCUCUCCAGACAGCUGUAUCGGCAGGAGCCGGUUCUGCUCUAAUGGAUGAGAGGCAUGGCAUACGACGCGACGUCCGAUACAUUGUGGGACGAGAUUGAAGACUCUUGAAAUUUUAAUGAAAUAAGUUCGGAAAUGCUUCGACGGUUGUUGGUACGAUAGGUGGCACCUUAAACCGCGUGCGAAACCGUACCGUGCGGAGUAGGAGAGGAAGGAAAGGUAGGCAGUUCUGCUAUACCUAUAGACACAGCGGUGGGGGUUAAGGGAUGAAAAGAAAGAUAGGCUAGGAGCCGCAUUCGCCUGCUCAAAGCUGCUCCCGAAAAGACCAAGUUUCGUGGUACCGAGUCGGCGCAAGGACUUUAUUUACAAGACGCACAGCUGUUUAUGCCCAGAGCGCUCGGAACCAGUUUUACGCAACUGCAGUGGUGCCGAGUACCAUCUCUUGUAUUGGUCCUGCAUUUCCGACCUGCUAUAACUUUCAUUAGCAAUAUUAUUUGCACACGCCAAUCACACAUUGAUCGGUGCACGCUAUGCCCUUUCUGGACUUUGUACUGCAAAGCUAUGGCUGAGCUUCCGCCACUAAUUGAUCAAAUAAAUGUUUUCUUUGACAAAUGGCUGUCGAUAAAAGCGAAGGGUGAAAUAAGAUGGCGUCUUGAAAAUUACGCGCUGCGUGGAGAACCAAGCGGUGUAAGGAGCUGCGUAAUCCCUGUGUAAGCAGCUGCAUCUCUCCCUGAGGUGGCACAAAGAAGGAAGUUCCAUUGCUGCGAUCUCAUCGACUGACUUUUUGCAUGGAAGUCUCGGUUGUUCGUAGAAGUUUGCAACAAAGUAUUCCAAGGUGAAAAGCCUUUCCAGUUGGCAGAAAUAGUGGGCCUGCUAAUUAAAACAUGGCUCCAGGGCCCACAGUGAGCUCUUUGUGGUAGGCGAGUCACAGUUCAGUUGUACUUACAAUUGGUAACUUUUGAAAGUACAACAAAUCAUUUUUGUGUGUAUGUGGUGUGACAAUGGUAUAGUUUCUGCAGCCAUGAUUUUUGGCAAAACAAGUCUUUUAGAUCAUUGAUCACUGGAAAAAUAUAUUCAAGUGAGAAUUGUGAAUGUGCCUUGACUGCCUUUUAAGCUUACAAUUCCGUUUGUCUUAGAAUGUUCUUUCUCUGCACUGUUUGCAUUAUUUGAAAGAAAGUAUACUGUAUUUAGUGAUGCUCACGAAAACAGCUAAUUGGGCGCUGAACCAGUUUUACAAACAUCUGAAUUACCAUUUUAAUGGAGACAACCUUAUCUUUUACUGCAUCAAGUGAUAAUUAAAAUUUUCAAAUUCCGUGCAAAAAAGUUGCAUUUACUAAGGACCCACUGUAUUACUCAUAUUCAUAGCAACAAUACUGAAUCACAUUUGUGUUUAUGAAAUAAAUUGCAUGUUUUACUGCUCACUUAA
This is a messenger RNA of Dermacentor andersoni, 3810 nucleotides long. RefSeq names its product amine oxidase [flavin-containing] A-like. Gene Ontology annotation, molecular function: primary methylamine oxidase activity; flavin adenine dinucleotide binding. Lineage: Eukaryota; Metazoa; Arthropoda; Arachnida; Ixodida; Ixodidae. The record is from RefSeq and is a predicted model, not a curated record. Gene Ontology annotation, cellular component: mitochondrion.